Molecule: messenger RNA, 3510 nt
Organism: Closterium sp. NIES-67
Lineage: Eukaryota; Viridiplantae; Streptophyta; Zygnematophyceae; Desmidiales; Closteriaceae
Source: the annotation of a GenBank genome assembly
GGGCCACGAAACCCUAGCUUGCUCCAUCCACGCAAGCUAGCUUGACCCACCCCACUUUUCCACCCACGUGGAUUGGAUUAUGGAACCCUAGCAAGCAUCCCUUCCCGCCAAGCGAACCAACGAGCAGCACAUUAGAGCAGGAUGCGAACAAGGAAAUUCCAUGGCGCUUAAUCUGGGCGCGAAGCCGCGUAGGCUACAUCUGUAACUCCUCCCCCGGAGUCGUUUGUUAGUUCUUUCGUUCGUUUGUUCUUUCGUUUGGUUACACGCACGCGUAGAAGCCUCUUCCCGCAAUCAGAUCCGCCGUCCCACUGCUCGUGCUCCAAGCCCGACGGCUUGCCGUCUUCUUUCUCGGAGCUCAUUUGCUAUCUUCUAGUCCAUCCUUGCUGCUGACGCUGUUCACCGAACUUCACGCAGACUUCUCCCCACUCUCCUCCCGCACUCCACCCCACACACCUCCCCCUCUCCUCCCCUCCGCGCGCCAUGUGCAUGGAUACCCUAACGCGCGAACCCUCUCCACCCUCACAAUCCCUCACCGCCCGCCGAUUCAUUGUCUCCACCAAGCGCCGCCACAACCAGCCAGCAGCAGCAGGGGUAGCCGCCGCCGCCGCCGUUGCCGCCGCCGUCGCCAGCGGCCCUGCAGGCGCCGCAGUCCCUGCCGCUGUUUCCGCCGCGUGUCUUACGGCGGACGACGCCGCGCAGCCUUCGCCCGCGGGGCUGCUGGGAGCGCGCGGGAGGGAUGGCGCAGCGUGGGAUGUUGCGGCGGGGGCGGAGCGGAGAGAGCGCAGCGCGGCGGAGCAGCAGUCGGAGCUGUGCCAGUCGCGCGGAACUAACGGCGGAAGGAGCGGCGGAACGAGUUGCGGAAGAAACGGUGAUUGGGGCGCGGGAGUCGCGCGGCGGGACGUGGGGCCGGUGCGGGUUCCGCGAUGCGAGAAUGAGGGCGCGCGGCGGAAGCGGAAGAGUAUGUACCAAUCGGUGCUGACGUCAGCAGUCGUUCGGGAUGACUCUGCGUGUCUGACGUCAGCAACGCCACCGCCGCCAGCAUUCCUUUCCCCUUCCGCCCUCCCAUCCGCUCCUCCCCGCUCCCGUCCUCACCCCUCCCCUCCUCCCCGCUCCCCUCCUCAUCGCUCCCCUCCUCACCGCUCCCCCCCUCACCCCUCCGCGCCCCCUCCACCCUCCGCUCCGCAUGCGCGCGCGGACUGUGCGUCCACUGCCGUCGCUUUCCGCCGGUCCCUCACUGCCGCAUCGGCGCUUCCCUGCGCGUCGCUCUCGCUACAGUCACCCCCGCAAGGCUCCCCCGAGCCCCCGUCAAGCCCCACACGCCCGCGCGCGGGUGCGUCGUUCUCGUCCGCGGACUUAAGCCUUCAACAGCGCUCGCGAGCCCUCUCCGCCGUUCUCGCGCUUCUUCCGCCGCCGCCUCUUGCGCCACGUCUUGCGCCGAUUCCGCCGUUCCCCUUUCCGGCGCAGCAUCUCCAGCCGCCCUCCGCGGUAGGCAUGUUCGAAAACCAGCGCAUAUCCCCCCUGGCGCACCACAUAGCGCAGCAAGUGCCCCAGCCCUUCCACCAGAACCCUUUCCGCCGAACUUCAACUCUCCCCUCGUUCUGGGACGUCCCUCCAUUUUCCAAGCGCCAGCGCUUGGGGGUGGCGGAGAGGGAAGGGGAAGGGGAAGGGGAGGCGGAGGGAGAGGAGGCUAAGGAAGAGGAGGAGGGGGGGAAGGAGGAGGAGCGGAUGGAAGGUUGGGGUGAUGGAGUUGGGGCUCCCUUGCUUGCGCCUUCAAAUGCUGAUUCUCGCUCUGCAGCGCCAGCGACAAUGGCAGCAGCAGCAGCAGCAGCAGUUUCUCCGGAGGGUGGUGUGGCGAUGACAGGCGUGGUGAGUGGCAGCCGCAGAUACCGCAGUCGCUGCAGCAGCAGCAGCAGCAGCAGGCGAAUGAGGAGUGCCGUGGGCAGCUCGUGCAGCGGCGGCGGUGGGGGCGCCGAGCCAGCAGCAGAGACAACUGCUUAUGGCGCGUCAGCAGCUGCAGCAGCAGACGCGCCUGCAUCAACGGCAGGGGAACGUACAGCAACAGCAGCAGCAAUAGUGGUGGCGGCAGCGACAGUACCAGCGUGGAACCGAGCAGCAGCAGCAGCAGCAGCAGCAGCAGCAGCAGCAGCAGCAGCAGCAGCAGCAGCAGCAGCAGCAGCAGCAGCAGCAGCAGCGGCAGCAGCAGCAGCAGCAGCAGGAGCGGAGAGCACGUGUGGGUCGUGCUGUGGCCGAUCCUGCAGUGUCUGCACGGGCAGCUGUGGCGGCGGCAGUGGGCGGAGAGGCUCAAAUGAAAGACGAGGAAGGAUAGAUGCGCCAAGCGAGGGGGAUAGCCUGAGUGGCCAUGGUAGCAGGCAGGGGCGUGCAGCAGCAGGGGAAGGGGUAAGAGGAGGUGAAGGGAGAGGCAGGCCUGCAGCAGCAGGUGAAGCGGCAGGUGGGAGGGUCGGUGCUGGCAAGGUCCACCUGCACUCCUCCUUGCUCUUUCCGCCCCACCUUGCCGCCUCGCCACCCCAUCCUGCUGCCGUGGCUGCUGCGGCGGUAGCAGCAGCACCAGCGGAUUCCGUGGAGGGGGUGGGUUGCUGUGUGAGCGUGGGGCAAGGGAGAUGUGGGGGAGCGAGUGCAGGUGGGGCUUCUGGAGCAGCAGUGCGUGAAGGCGACGAUGGUGGCGACGGCUGGUCGGGAAGGGAUGGGUGCGACAUCCAUGGGCAUGGGCAUGGGCAUGGGGUUGAUGAGGGAAACUCCGGUCCUGCAGUGGCUCUUGAGGCUCGGGGAAGUGAGCAGUUAGCAGUGAAGCGAGCGAGGAGGAGAGAGGUGGAGAAGAUGCUGUUUAUGGAGGAGGAACAAGCGCUAAAGCUGCUGCAAGAGCACCACCGCAGUCUGCAGCAGCAGCAGCAGCAGCAGCAGCAGCAGCAGCAGCAAUGUCAUUUCAAGUGCAAAAUAUUGUUCCCACGUUGGCAGCAAUUCAAAGGAGGAGCGGAGGAGGAGGAGGAGGAGGAUGAAGAGGAGGGUGGGGAUGACGACAAGUCUAUGGAUGACCCUCGGGAAUCUCCCAAGUUUGUUCUCUCUUCGGGGCGAUCUCUCUCCUCAGACUGUCUGAUCCGAGCAGCCAAGCCGUUGACCAUUGAUGGUGAGUUUGAGCAAUUCUUCUCCCAGCUGCUGCUCUGAUUCCCAGUCCUCCGAUCCCUGCUGCUGCUCUGAUCCCCACUGCGUCUGCUGCUCUGCCUCUGCUGCUCUGCUCCUCCUCCUACGGCUACUAUGGUUUAAGUGACUGAGCUGGUUACAAGUCGCAGUUGCGGCAGGGUAUGAGUGAAUGUACGAUAGGCACCCUACACCACUGCUGAAAGGACAACGUUCUUGAAGAGGUGUAGCGUUGGCACGCGUGUAGUGUGUGUGUGGUGUGUUGUGUGCACGUGCAAGGAGUGUUACAUUUCUUGCUUUCUGAUUGCAGUUUUGUAUAUAGGUUUUUGUAUACAUUGUCAAUUUUCGGAAAAUUCA